AUGGCUGAGGACCUGCGUCGGCUCGAGCACGUGCGACUGCGCAACCGCCUCAAGCAGCAGCGCCACAAGGCGCGCUACGUCCACGAGCGCGACCUCCUCCGGGACCAGGUCGAGCACAUGACGCAGCUCGUCGCCUCGUGGCGCACGCACCCGCGCCUGGCGAUGGUGUCGUGGCGUGAUACCGCGACGGGCCUCCGCGACGCCGCAGCCGAGGCGCAAGCGGCGCUGCACGAGCUGAGGCGGAAGCACCGCAUCAUGACCGACACCGUGCGGAGUGCGCUGACGCUCGCGGCUUCGAUUUCGCGCCAAAACAACGUGCCCUCGCUGGCCCAAGACUUUGCGUGGGCGCGCACGACGCUGCUGGAGGACCCGACCGCGCGGCGCCUCGGCCUCGACUGGUUCACGCAGCACAUGUAUUUCAACACGGAUCGGAUGCUGGCGCGGGGCGGGUUUCCCAGCCAAGGCUCGUUCGCCGACGUCCUCGUGCAGGACUGCGGCAACGACUGCGUCGACGUCUUUGGCCGCGUCCAGGCCGAGUACAGCGUCUCACUUGAGGCCGCGUACGCGUUUCUGGCGCCGCGCAUCUGGAGCAUCCUUCGAGGCGACGCGAUGGCGCACACGUCGCAAGAGCUCGACAGCGACAUCACGGCCGCGAUCGACCCGAGCAUGGUCUACCGGCGGUACGCCGUGAGCGGCGACGACUCGCGCUAUUAUGCGGCGCGCGAGUUUCGAACGCCCGACCGCAUCGUCUUCUUGCUCGGCAACAUGGCGCAGGACGAGCUGCAACCGACAAGCGCGAUCUGGCGCCCGCGCCGCUUCUGGUUCGUCUUGGAGCGACAGGGCGACGGUCGCUGCCGCAUGCGCUUCAUGUGGUACAACGGGCCAUACGUCGUCCAAGGCAGCGCGGUGCCGUGGGACCAGCACAUUGCGCUCACAGAGCACGAGUACGACGAAGUCAUUGGCACGUCGCUGAGUCGCCACCAGUUCCAGACCUACCUCCGAGACAAGUACAGCGACGAGGACCACGAGUUGCUGGCCCUCCCCUCGUUGUAG
Molecule: messenger RNA, 1053 nt
Organism: Saprolegnia parasitica CBS 223.65
Lineage: Eukaryota; Oomycota; Saprolegniomycetes; Saprolegniales; Saprolegniaceae
Exons: 4
Coding region: 1-1053 (350 amino acids)
Source: RefSeq, a predicted model, not a curated record